Clarias gariepinus (North African catfish) is the source of this 743-nucleotide messenger RNA. It is a transcript of the gene smtlb, whose product is annotated as somatolactin beta. The transcript is spliced from 5 exons. NCBI's taxonomy places the organism in Eukaryota, Metazoa, Chordata, Actinopteri, Siluriformes, Clariidae. Gene Ontology annotation, molecular function: growth hormone activity; growth hormone receptor binding. Gene Ontology annotation, biological process: positive regulation of receptor signaling pathway via JAK-STAT; growth hormone receptor signaling pathway; response to nutrient levels. The record is from RefSeq and is a predicted model, not a curated record. Gene Ontology annotation, cellular component: extracellular region. The coding region runs from base 33 to 737 and encodes 234 amino acids.
UUCUGAAAAAAACCUUCUUACACUCUACAAUCAUGAUAAAGGGCAGAGUUUUUCAGGUUUGGAUGGGGAUCUUAUUCUGUUCUGUAAACAGUUUACUGGGUUCGUCACUGGGUUCGUCUCUGGACUGCUCAGAUCGCGAUCUUACAGGUGCAAGGUGUUCGAUUUCUGUGGAGAAACUUCUGGAUCGAGCCGUCCAGCACGCUGAGCUCAUCUACCGCAUCUCAGAUGAGGCCAGGACUAUGUUUGAGGAGAUGUACAUCCCUUUAUCGAUAUCCGCUCAUCAAGGCCAUUCGGGCAAUUCUUGCACAUCCAAUCUUGUGCGUGUUCCUACAUCCAAAAUCGAAAUUCAACAAAUCUCAGACAAAUGGCUCCUCCACUCGAUCUUGAUUCUGGUUCAGUUCUGGAUCGAUCCCCUGGCUGACCUGCAGGACUCGCUCGAAGGUUACGACAAUGCCCCAAGCUCUCUCCUCAGCAAGACCAGUUGGAUGUCAAACAAGCUGAUGAACCUUAAGCAGGGAGUUCUUGUCCUCAUGAGUAAGAUAUUGGAUGAAGGAAGUCUAGAGCUGGAUAAUAACGAGAGUAUGACACGCCAUGUUGUUGCUCCUGCCAUGGUGGAGCAUGUGCUGAGGGACUACACCAUGUUAUCCUGCUUCAAAAAGGAUGCUCAUAAAAUGGAGACGUUUCUGAAGCUGCUUAGAUGCCGCCAAACGGACAAUCUAAGCUGCUCCCUUUUCUAGCCAUUU